This is a messenger RNA of Danaus plexippus (monarch butterfly), 1951 nucleotides long. It is a transcript of the gene ais, whose product is annotated as DEAD box protein 52 homolog. The coding region runs from base 86 to 1876 and encodes 596 amino acids. Gene Ontology annotation, biological process: maturation of SSU-rRNA. The record is from RefSeq and is a predicted model, not a curated record. Gene Ontology annotation, molecular function: nucleic acid binding; ATP binding; RNA helicase activity. The transcript is spliced from 12 exons. NCBI's taxonomy places the organism in Eukaryota, Metazoa, Arthropoda, Insecta, Lepidoptera, Nymphalidae.
UUAAUAUGUUAGAGGUUUCAUAAACAUAUAAACAUAAGCACGUGUAUUAAAUUAAGAAGACUUUUCGUAAUGAUUAUGAGAAAAUAUGGAUGCUUACGACAUAUUUAAGAAACUGACCAAGGGUUUGACUUUUAAGCAUCGCGUCUUGGGAGUAAAAACCAAAGAUGAGCCUAUUAAAUCAAGUUUAAAAAAUGAAGAUAUCAAAGAAGAACGUGAUAUUAAAGAGGAGAUUGAGAGUUGUUCAGAUAAUGAAGAGUCAAGUGUACCCCAAACGGAUUCAGAACAAGAUGUCAGUGACCCCGAACUACAAGUUAUAGAAGGUGACAAGGGUCAGUCGACAAGAAAAGAAAAGAAAAAGAAAUCAAAAUUAACUCCUGAAGAGUUACAAAAGAAGCUGGAACUAGAAGAGCAAAAUCAUUUCCGUAAUGAGCACGGGAUAAAAGCAGUUGGCCGUCACAUUCCUAACGCAUUGAGAGACUUCAAUGAACUGAUUACAAAGUAUAGUAUAUCCCCGUCAAUGGUGGAAGUACUUUUACAGUGUGGUUACUCUGAACCCACACCCAUUCAACGUCAAGCUGUACCAUGUUUAUUGGAGAAUCGUCAAAUCGUAGCCUGUGCUCCGACUGGAUCUGGUAAGACAGCAGCAUUCCUAAUGCCUCUGUUACACAUGCUCGGAGCUCCUCAAGGCGGUCCGAGAGCCCUAGUGCUCUGUCCCACUAGAGAACUGGCCAACCAAAUAUACCGCGAGGCCAUAAGACUCUCGGCAUCCACUCAGUUGAGAUGCUCAGUCAUCAGGAGUCUCAAGGAAAGUAAGAUCAAGGAGCGAGAAGCUACGAUAAGGAAAAGUGAUUUAGUUAUAAGUACACCGAAUCGUCUCUGUUACUUGCUGAAACAGGAAACAGUGGGAAUAAACAUGGACAAGGUGCAAUGGCUGGUCAUAGAUGAAGCUGACAAGUUAUUCGAGGGCUCCCAAGAGGAGGUGGACACCUUCCGCCAACAGCUGGACAUUAUCCUCAGCAGCUGCAAGUCCCGCCUGGCCAUGUUCAGCGCGACACACACGCCAUCUAUCGCCAAGUGGGCGAGACACAACAUGAGAGGGCUCAUUAACAUCACCGUCGGACACAGGAACGCAGCUUCCUCAUCGGUGGAGCAGGAACUUCUGUUCUGUGGCAACGAGAGUGGGAAGCUGGUGGCUUUCAGACAACUCAUUCAGAAGGGUCUCAAACCCCCCGUACUAGUGUUCGUCCAAAGUAAAGAUCGCGCCAAAGAGCUGUUCAAGGAACUAUUAUACGACGGGAUCCAGGUGGACGUCAUACACGGAGACAGGACACAGGCACAGCGUGACAAGGUGGUCCGUAGCUUCCGGCUGGGUCGCGUGUGGGUGCUGCUCUGCACAGAGCUGAUGGCGCGAGGGAUCGACUUCCGGGGAGUGAACCUCGUCAUCAACUACGACCUGCCGCCCUCCGCCAUAUCCUACAUACACAGAGUGGGGCGAGCUGGCCGCGCGGGCGCCAGGGGUCGGGCCAUCACGUUCUUCACCCAGGACGACGUCGUCAACCUGAGGAGUAUCGCAGCGGUCAUGAAGCAGUCAGGCUGUGAGGUCCCCGAGUACAUGCUGAAGCUCAAACAGAACCCCAACAAGAGGAAAAGACUAGUGAAGAAGGCGCCGCACCGGGAUAAGAUAUCUACGAUCGUCAAAAAACCUGAAAAACGGAAACUUGAAUCUGAAGACGAAAAGAAAACUGAAAAGAACGAGACGGAAGGAAUUAGUAAGGGACAACACAACACACAGAGGAAAGUCGAGAAGAAACAUAGCAGACAGAAAGAAAAUAAACUAGGAAAUAAAAGAAGAAAGAAGAUUGGGAAAAAAGAAUAACGUCCAAGAAGAAAGAUACUUACAAUAAAAUGGAAAUUUAUUCUUAUAGUAAAUAAAACAUAACCAAGUAUUGAA